CAUUUCUUGAUUUUUCUCACUAACAACUUCGCUAAUAGUAGCACUUAUACAAAAGAAACCUUGCCCAUCCCCUGUUGCCAUCUUGUUGGCAUACCAAGACUGGCCCGGGAACGGCUUAGCACUAAACCCGGUUGCUAUUUUGGGGCGGCACAAUCACAUUGUGAGUGGAAGUGUUGAUUCUUAGCUGACCCGUGCGUAACCCCGUUGCCAUGUCUCGUUCCCCAAUCCCGUCCAAUAGCUUCUCCCCAACCUCUCGAAGGUCUCCUUUUUUCCAAGACCCAAAUACGAGAUGGGGACAAUAAUACUAAGUAUUGGGCUGGGCUCAGCCCACUCGUAACACCGGUACGACAAGGUCUGGUAAAUAAUAAAAACCGUGUGAGGUGAGUUUUUGAUGCAGGUAGGUAUUUUCAAUCUUCACCUACUUCUUCGCCAAUUGUAAUCUUCAUCGCUAUUUAAACCGCGUCAAGAAAAAUCCAAAUAAUCCCGUGUUACCAAAACAACCAAAACACAAAAUCAGCCGAAAUGUCCUCCACAACCGCCACCGUAUCUGCGCCCACCAGCACGCCCACCGUCGGCUGCGGCGCAGAACUCUACAAUAUCCCGACACAAGACGCGGCCGUGGGCAUCACAUCGGGCGGCAACCACACGGAUAUCAUGGGCGCGUGCUGCGGGUCCGCGGACGUAAUCUCGUACUACGACAACUGCGGCUUGUACUGCCUAGCCGCAGGGCAAAGCGUAAACGAUUUGAUUAAAUGCCUUUUCGACCACGGAGCCCCCAACAGCGAUGUAUUUUACCGCGGCAAUGUAUCUGCCACCGCCACUGCGACCGACGUCCCGCUCCCUACGUCCGCGGGCGCGAGUGUAGUCGUCACGCACGAUGGUGGCUCGAACCCUACGCAAAGCGGUGGUGAUGGCGAUAGCACGUCUAGCCCGACGAACACGCCGAAUGCUGCUGCGGGUAUCAGGCCUGAGUUCACUGGUCUCAGCACCCUCGGCCUAACAAUUGGAGCUCUGCUUUUCUCCGCGACGGCGUUCGGUGCUUUCCAACUAUAGAGAGGCAAUUGAUGAUUGAGCAUGGAGGACGAUAUACCCGAACUUAAUACAUGAGGAGAUGUGAGGGGGGCAUAAUAUUAUGAUGUCUAUUGUUAUAUACGAGGAAUAUGCAUGGAUGCCUUUCCAGUGCACUACAUAUACCACUUGGAAUUUGCAGCGACUAAAAUGGAUUCAUCUCAGCGGGACAUGAAAAAGGAUAAUGGGUUUUAGAUAGGUACCCGAGUAUUUAUUAAUAGCAUAAUAACUUGAUUACAUUCCAACCAUUA
Molecule: messenger RNA, 1319 nt
Organism: Hypoxylon trugodes
Lineage: Eukaryota; Fungi; Ascomycota; Sordariomycetes; Xylariales; Hypoxylaceae
Exons: 1
Coding region: 523-1053 (176 amino acids)
Source: RefSeq, a predicted model, not a curated record